AUAAUAGUUUCAUUAUAGUUUUUUAGACGUUUUUAUUUAGGCAUCAUGCACAGAAGAGGAGUCGGAGCUGGAGCGAUCGCAAAAAAGAAACUUGCAAAUCGCAAAGUAUAAAGAGAGAUGUACUGUCCUUGCUGAGGAUCAGAUUGCGCAGAUGUCAAAACAACUGGAGACCUUUAAGACCCAUCUGGAAGAGUUUGCCAGCAAGCACAAACAAGAAAUCCGCGAGAACUCUCAGUUCAGGGUUCAGUUCCAAGAGAUGUGCGCCACUAUAGGAGUUGAUCCACUUGCGUCUGGAAAAGGAUUUUGGUCUGAGUUGCUUGGUGUUGGAGAUUUCUACUAUGAGCUUGGUGUACAGAUCAUUGAAGUCUGUUUAGCUCUAAAACACAGAAAUUGUGGUCUCAUCAUCAUGGAUGAACUUCCCCACCGCGUGUUGAAAGGAAGAGGGAAAUUAGCUCAAGAUGUGAGCCAGGAUGACUUGGUGCGGGCCAUCAAGAAGCUCAAGGCUAUGGGAAAUGGCUUCGGGAUGAUUCCCGUUGGAGGCUCUAAUCUAGUCCAGUCGGUCCCAGCUGAGCUCAACAUGGAUCACACUGUUGUCCUUCAGCUAGCAGAGAAAAAGGGCUACGUGACAGUGAGCGAGAUCAGAGACAGCCUCAAGUGGGAGAGAGAGCAGGCCUGUCAUGUCCUUGAUCACCUGCUGAAAGAAGGCUUAGCAUGUCUGGACUCCCAAGCUGUUGGGGAGCCACAGUACUGGCUGCCUGCUCUGUUCUCAGAGCUGUUAUCUCGAGACAUUCCGCCUGAGGAGGCCAACCAAAUGACACUUUGAGAAUAAGACAUUAUUUUGUAAAUACACUCUUGUGGUGAAACGGAUAGAGACGAAGGUCAGAAAUGUUGAUGAGUCAAGUUUGUUUGCGAGGAAAACAGUGUAAAUGGAGAAUAAAAGCAUCUAUUUAGUCACAUUUUUCACAAUAUGUUUAUUAUUUCAAUACUUGAUUAACCAUUUGAGAAAGGUUUGGAUAAAUAAUAAUUAAUAAAAAUAAA
This is a messenger RNA of Carassius carassius (crucian carp), 1038 nucleotides long. RefSeq names its product vacuolar-sorting protein SNF8-like. The coding region runs from base 152 to 823 and encodes 223 amino acids. The record is from RefSeq and is a predicted model, not a curated record. NCBI's taxonomy places the organism in Eukaryota, Metazoa, Chordata, Actinopteri, Cypriniformes, Cyprinidae. The transcript is spliced from 8 exons. Gene Ontology annotation, biological process: protein transport to vacuole involved in ubiquitin-dependent protein catabolic process via the multivesicular body sorting pathway. Gene Ontology annotation, cellular component: ESCRT II complex.